UCUCAGGGUCCACCUGGACGAGCUGGCUUUCCGGGAGACAAAGGAUCAAUGGGCAUUCCUGGAAGAAUGGGCAUAAAGGGGAACUCUGGGGAGAAGGGAGCACCAGGGGAGCCGGGUCUGUCUAUCAUUGGCCCAAGAGGACCUCCUGGACAGCCUGGCACUAGAGGAUUUCCAGGUUUUCCGGGUCCCAUUGGCUUAGACGGGAAACCUGGACAGAAUGGUCCAAAGGGAGAUAUGGGUGCUCGUGGUCCUAAAGGAGUUCCAGGUGAACCUGGUCCAAAAGGAGAGAAGGGUGUGUGUGGUGACUAUACUCACAGGCAGAUGUUGCCCAUCACCGUUCGCAACAUGCCCUCAAUAAGCCCUCUAAUCCUAAAGCGCCUCAAGCAGGGCGAGACCGGAGCACAGGGACCACCGGGGCCUCCUGGCCCCCCAGGAAGUCCUGGACCUACAGGCACUAGUGGACCCCCUGGUAAACCUGGAGAACCCGGCAAACCUGGAAAGGACCCAAGGAUGCUACCAGGGCUGAAGGGUGAGCCUGGUGUCUCUGGACAAAAGGGUGAUCGUGGUGAGGCGGGUCCAAGUGGACCUGAAGGCCCCAAGGGUCAUAAAGGAGAUCAUGGCCUAAAGGGAGGGCAAGGACUGGCUGGGCAAACAGGAGAAAAAGGAGACAAGGGUGAUCUAGGAAUGCCUGGGAAACAAGGAGUGAAGGGAGAGCCUGGUUUUCCGGGCAUCCCUGGUCAAAAGGGUCAGGCGGGUUUUUCUGGUAUCCCUGGGAAACGGGGUUACAAGGGAGAGAAAGCUGAACCCAGUGCUGCAGGAAGUGGCAUCAAAGGAGAACCAGGUGCCCCAGGACUGCCUGGACCCAAGGGUGAGAAAGGAGAUUAUGGCAUAAAGGGUGAACCUGGUCUGGAAGGUCCCUCUGGACCAAGGGGUCCACCAGGUCCUACAGGCGAGCCAGGAAAGACUUUGAUCAAUGAGAAUGAUAUUCGUAAUGUGCAUUCAAUGGGCCCUCCUGGUCUACCAGGACCUCCAGGGCCUGCUGGCACUCCAGGCUUGAAGGGUGAUAUUGGACUGCCAGGUGCCCCUGGUCAUGAUGGCGAAAAGGGUCCACGAGGAAAGCCAGGAGAACCAGGACCCAUUGGCCCACCUGGACUAGAGGGGCCACGAGGAGAGGGAGGAGUUAUGGGCUUCUCUGGACCAAAAGGAGACAAGGGGGACAUGGGCCCUUCUGGAUCACCCGGUUUAGAUGGCCCUACAGGAGAAAGGGGGCUUUCAGGGCCCCCUGGUCCCAUUGGAUUGCCAGGCCCAAUGGGUCAGAAAGGUGAACCUGGAGAGAAAGGAGACAAAGCAGAGCUGGUUUACGGGCCUGCUGGGCCUCCAGGACCUGCUGGGCCAGUUGGGCCGUUGGGACCUUCAGGUUUGUCAGGACCAAAGGGAGAGCCAGGAGUUGGUUUGAGAGGAGACAAGGGGUCACCUGGACAAAAGGGAGAUAAAGGAGACAGAGGCCAUCUUGGACUCCCUGGGGCUCAUGGUUUAGACGGCAAGCCUGGUCCAGUGGGUCUGAUAGGACCAGCUGGGGUUUCUGGGCCUGCAGGACCAAAAGGAGAAAUGGGGGAAAAGGGAGAUAUGGGAGUAGCAGGACCAAUUGGGCCUCAAGGCAUCCCUGGUUUAGUAGGACCACCGGGAUUAAAAGGAAACCGGGUCUUCUUAUCCCCUUUUCCUCCCCCUGCACCCUGGCCUGUGUCCCGUGGCUCUGUUUGCCGAGUCGGGCCGGGUCGUCCUCUCUGUACCCCUCUCACCCCUGGCCUUCUCCUGCUCCUCCUGCAUCCUAAUGUUUUAGCCUGGGGGGAGAGGGGCAAGAAGGGCAACAGGGGGGCCAAAGGGGAUAAGGGAGACCAGGGAGCCCCAGGAUUAGAUGCCCCGUGUCCGUUGGGUGAUGAUGGUCUGCCAGUACCAGGGUGUUGGAAUAAAUGACGUUAAUUCCAGAAUCUCAUGUUUGUUUGUAUAUAGAAUAUUUAUUUUUGUACUAUUUAUUUUGCCAUUGGUCUGUUAUAUUGAUGGAAAAGAUAAAUACCAUAAACCAUCGAAAAUACUGGCAAGAUUUUUGUACAGAUUGUUUAUUUUUAUUACCGGUAAUGUUGUUUAUGUAAGGGACUUUUAUACUGUACCUAUGCAUUAUGUCCAAAUGUUUUGAUGGAGCAAGAAAUAUACUGUGGCAGCAUAUGCAUGAUAUUUGUGCAUAAUGUUAACUGAUAUGUGCCUAUUAACUUAUUGUAUCAUGAUGUUUUAAUGAUGUGUUGUGUCAGACCACGCUGCACUGAAUAGUGGGGCUGGAGUUUCAAUUUGGCCUUGUGUUAUGAGGACAUCCCUUGCUCUGAGUUGAACAUGGACUUUGUUGGAUAUCACACCGCAACUAAUGAUCUUACACUGUAACUGCAUACUGUAUGUUUACUGAAACUUAAAAUGACUUAUUUGAAGUCCAUAGACGCAGUAUAAUUCAGUUGACAUAUGUUUGUUUCAAUACAUAAAUUAUAAGCAUUUACAUGGCAUGACUUGCUUUUUAGUCUGCUUUCUGUCCAUGUUUAAAGUUAGCAACUGUUUUGUUUUUUUGUUGCCAAAUACACAUAAUUCAAGACAAAAACUAAAAUUGAUCAUUUUUGUUAAACAAUCCACAUGAAGAGAUUUGCCUAGAUGGGCUUUGUGUAAAUAUGUCCUGGAUAUAAGCAGCUAUUUUCUUUCUACCUUUAAUCACAUCUCCAUAUCUAGCCAUUUAAUAGUAGAAAUGAAUUCAUUUUGCAUCUCGUGUGCAAUGCUGCUCACUGUCAAGCAAAUUGUGUUUGCUAACACUUUCCAAGCCCAGCUUUAUACCUCAACUCAAGUACAAAUGAAGUAUCAAGCCAAUGAAGUUAUGAGUAUUAUAAACAUGACAUUUAUGUUAAACUAAUAUUUAAUUCCAAGGAAUGGGUCAUAGAGCAAGACCCCAAGCUAAACCUAUUCUGUGUUUACGCAGUGUUACGUGGAUUGUGUAGGAUUGCUGCUGUUUAUAAUGAGAAGCUCUGUUUUGCCAAUAAGUUAAGCUUGGUUUGUAAUCAUCUGUCUAUGCAUCUGUAAUACCUCAUACUAACAUGUGCCUUAAUGCUUUACCCUGCCAAAGUAGUUUUAAGACAUAUCAGCAAUAAUGUCAAAGAAGCUAUGCUGUCUACAUGAGGAAUAUAAGAAAAUAAAUGGCUGUCAUUCUUUCAGCCGAACUGUUUUCUACAAAGUCUUGUUUGUUCAUUGUCAUGUUUUUUUACUUACCAUAUACGUGUUUGUUUGCAUAGUGGUGAAAUGUUUAUAAAGAGACCAAGAAAAAUUAACCCCCUCCGGCUGUUCAUAUGUUGCAUUGUGUAUUUGUGCUUGUUGUGCAUCUGGCAAACGUGUUAAAACUGCAUCACUGAUUUGAAGCUUAUAGCUUAUAUUUUGAAGAAUGGGUGAUUCCACACACGGUAAUGGUAAGAGUAUUAACACUUUUGUAACAACUUGAUGUCCCAUGCAUGUCAUCAUUUCCAUAUGAACGAAUGUCAAGUUUAAAGAACUUUACAGAAUGUUACAGUCAACUACAAAUGUUUUUGUCUGUCA
Triplophysa rosa is the source of this 3618-nucleotide messenger RNA. RefSeq names its product collagen, type XIII, alpha 1 (gene col13a1). NCBI's taxonomy places the organism in Eukaryota, Metazoa, Chordata, Actinopteri, Cypriniformes, Nemacheilidae. The transcript is spliced from 42 exons. The record is from RefSeq and is a predicted model, not a curated record. Bases 49 to 1974 code for a protein of 641 amino acids.